This is a messenger RNA of Cyprinus carpio (common carp), 2269 nucleotides long. Its product is annotated as EH domain-containing protein 4-like. The record is from RefSeq and is a predicted model, not a curated record. Gene Ontology annotation, biological process: endocytosis; endosomal transport. NCBI's taxonomy places the organism in Eukaryota, Metazoa, Chordata, Actinopteri, Cypriniformes, Cyprinidae. Gene Ontology annotation, molecular function: protein binding; GTP binding; calcium ion binding. Gene Ontology annotation, cellular component: cytoplasm; plasma membrane.
ACAACAACACUGGGACCGUUUUAAAUUCCUCAAGUAUAAAAAGGGAACUAAGGUUGCAUCACGCAUAAAAGAGCUCUGCGAGGAACGGCAACAUGUUCACUUGGGUAAAUAAGGAACAGGGUGGAAAGAACAAGGAGGGAGACAUGUUUCAAACGGUGACUGAAGGACUUCAGAGUCUUUAUGCUAAAAAACUUCUACCUUUGGAGGAGACCUACCUUUUCCAUGACUUCCACUCGCCGGCGCUGGAGGAGGCAGACUUCCAGAACAAACCUAUGGUCCUGCUGGUCGGACAGUAUUCCACGGGGAAGACCACUUUUAUACGGUAUCUUCUGGAGCAAGAUUUUCCAGGGAUGCGAAUUGGUCCCGAACCAACGACAGAUGGAUUCAUAGCUGUAAUGUAUAAUGAGAACGAGGGAAUUGUUCCUGGAAAUGCUUUGGUUGUGGACCCCAAGAAACCUUUCCGCAAACUCAAUGCAUUUGGAAAUGCCUUCUUAAAUAGGUUCAUCUGCUCACAAAUGCCCAACCAAGUUCUACAGAGCAUUAGCAUCAUUGACACACCGGGGAUCUUGUCUGGCGAGAAGCAGCGCAUAAGCAGAGGCUAUGAUUUCUCUGAGGUACUGCGCUGGUUUGGAGAGCGAGUGGACCGUAUCAUUCUCCUCUUUGACGCCCAUAAGCUAGACAUAUCUGAUGAAUUUUCUCAUGCGAUCAAAGCUUUCCGUGGGCAAGAUGACAAAAUCCGUGUGGUACUGAACAAGGCCGAUCAGGUGGACACUCAGCAGCUAAUGCGGGUUUAUGGUGCACUGAUGUGGUCGCUGGGGAAGGUGAUCAAUACUCCAGAGGUGGUGAGGGUCUAUCUUGGCUCUUUUUGGGGCAAACCUCUUCAAAAUGCAGAGAACCGGCGUCUGUUUGAAGCCGAAACACAAGAUCUCUUCAAAGACAUCCAGAGUUUGCCUCGCAAUGCUGCUUUUUUGAGGAUGAUUGAUGUCAUCAUAAGAGGUGGUCUUGUUGAGGUGCAUGCUUAUAUCAUCAGCUACUUAAAGAAGGAAAUGCCCUCCCUGUUUGGAAAAGAGAAGAAAAAGGAGGAGCUGAUUGCCCAGCUGCCUGAGAUCUAUAAGAUUCUGCAGAGAGAGCACCACAUCUCACCUGGAGAUUUCCCUAAUGUCAUUAAAAUGCAGGAGCAACUGCAACACUACGACUUCAGCAAGUUCCCUUCUUUGAAGGUGAAGUUGAUUGAAUCUGUGGACAGAAUGUUGUCCACCAAGAUCUCAAGCCUGCUGAACAUGAUCCGAGAGGAAGAAAGCAAACAGCCUACUCAGAUGGUAAUGGGUGGAGCCUUUGAGGACUCGUCCGACGGGCCUUUCGGCCACCUCACCUAUGGUGAGGGUAUCAGUGCAGGAGCUGAUACUGAGGACUGGAUCGUGAGUCGCGACAAACAUCGCUACGAUGAAAUCUUCUACACACUGAUGCCUAUCAAUGGGAAGGUAACUGGCAUCAAUGCCAAGAAGGAGAUGAUGAAUUCUCGUCUGCCCAACACUGUACUGGGAAAGAUCUGGAAGCUGGCAGACUGUGAUAAGGACGGCAUGCUGGAUGAUGAAGAAUUUGCUCUUGCUCAGCAUCUUAUUAAAAUCAAACUGGAGGGAUUUGAGCUCCCUACAGAGCUACCAAAUCACCUAGUACCUCCAUCGCACAGGAAGAACCCCACUGCAGACAUCUUGUACAACCACCAGGAGGAUUGAUCACAUUCAUAUCUGUAUAUUUAUCAGCCAGCUGCUAGCACAAAGUGGCCUUUGAAUAUUAAAGUCUUACUUCAUUGAAAGGGAUAAAGUUUUAUUGGUUCAGUCGACUCUCAUCUUCAUCAGUGCUGUUAAAAUUGUGUGACUUUAACAUGCCUAAGAUUGAGUAUGUUUUAAUAUAAGUGCACUAAUUCAGUGGUAAAGAGCAACAUAUUCAUAUUUCUGAAAGGCAUACAAAUUUAAAUUACAGCCCAUAUAAUUGUGAUUACUUCUAAAUCCCUGACCUUGUGUUAUUUCACCAUAUGCUUGCAGAUUGUGAAAAUGGAUGGCAGUGCAGUUAUAGAUCAUGCUAUGCAGUGCUUUUUCAAUGUUAUUACAUUUCAUAUUAAAUAACAAUGCCAGUUAAGUAUGCAUAACAGCAACCAAACAAAUACCCAUACAUGGCACACUAUCACAGAAGCACUGACAGAAGUAUCCAUUCAUUUCACUCAUUCUGACAGAGUGUGAAUAUCUAUUAAAUUAAUUUUGAAACACAA